GCACUCUUUUCUGCGCAUGUGCCCCAAAGAAACGAACAAACGUUGAAUGCUUUGCCUCUGCCUAGGUGGAUGACAGAACUGUGUGCACUGUUUGUCCUGUGGCUUUAUUUUUUGGUACAGCUGCGGUUUGGCGAGACGAACCUUCACAACUGUGAAGUUAUGUUGAAGGACUUAGCAGACUCUAAGCGGAUCAAUGCAAACAUCAAAAGCAGUCCGGCCGCGCUCCGGAAUUCAAUUGCGGCAGCUCAGUCAGCGUCGUUAUUCUGUGCUUCUAUGCUCAACAUGUCAGGCGGGCAAGAUUCUCUCCUGAGAGGACCGGCGUCAUCAAUUCCUUCGAUGCUCGCAAGCCUGCUGCCGUCAACCUCAACCUCUGCAGCCGGAUCGUCGAGCGGUUCGUCCGCUCAAAUUACCACACGGACGCAACGACAAGGUUCUGCCGCCGGGCAGCUCCCCAACCUGCCUAGCGGUCAGGCGGCACUGUCGUCAGGAACAAUGGCAGCAACAAUUGCAGGGUUGGCAGCCAAUCAGAACCUGGGAGCUCAUCUUGAUCCGAACACUCGGCUUGCACUGCUCAGAGCGCGGAUGCAUGCGCUCAGAACGGCCGCUUCAGCAGCUGCUCUGGAGGGACCGCUGGCCUUUGGUGUAGGUGGCGGUGGCGCAGGUGGAGGCCUCCCAUGGGCGGGAGACAAAGAUGAUGAUGACAUGCUCACCGUGGAUAUGAUUGAUGCCACAAUUGUUUCGGCUCUAUUCUGGCCACCAUUUCAGGGGGAGAGUAUAAAAUUGCCAGAAGCAGUGCAGGGCCUGCUGGAUGCCUAUGCGGCACGAUAUCAUGCGCUGAAGGCUCCACGGAAACUUCAGUGGAAGACUCAGCUUGGUACAGUGAAGUUGGAGCUUGAGUUCGAGGACCGGACUGUGCAGUUUACAGUAUCUCCAGUCCAUGCAGUCUUGGUGAUGCAUUUUGAAAAGACCAACAGGUGGCUGUCAUCUGAUUUGGCCGAAGCAGUCGGCGUACCUGUGGGAGCUGUCCGGAAGAAGAUGUCCUUCUGGGUAAACCAGGGUGUAGUUACCGAAGCCCAAGCGCAGACAGGUGGGGAGAUCACGUACACAGUAGUGGAGACCUUGGGAGAAAGUGGAGGAAAGGCAGGCACCGCUUGUGGCGCAGCAGAGGGGGCAGUUAUGCUAGAAGAAGAGGAGGGGGAGAGUGCGGUGGCGUCAAUCGAAGAUCAACGGCAGCAUGAGCUCGAAGUUUACGAGGUACAUACAGCUGAGUUCACAGCCUUAAACCUUAUGCCCGCAGUCGCCGGCAGGAGUUCGGGGCUGGAGUUGGAAAGACUGGAAUGUGACAGCCUGCAGCACAAGCAGCAAAGCAACGAGGCAGCAAGGCACAAGGCAGCACUCCCAAAUCAGCCAAACUGCAAGGCAAGCAAGUAUGACUGGUGUGGAAAGACCAGGCAAUGCAAACAGAUAGGCAGCUAGACAAACAGCGCAGCGAAGCACAAGGCAGAUUUGAUAAAACAUGGCCAAACUA
Chara braunii is the source of this 1528-nucleotide messenger RNA. NCBI's taxonomy places the organism in Eukaryota, Viridiplantae, Streptophyta, Charophyceae, Charales, Characeae. The record is from the annotation of a GenBank genome assembly.